CUGGCAAAGUCUUCGGUAGUUAAAUAACUGAUAAGUUCCCGUCAGCAGCCAUAAGUUUUAAAACUAAAAUUAUGCAUCUUAAAGCUGUUUUGACUGUGUUUUCUGUCCUAUUCCUGGCGUUGGUGGCUGGACAAAAUCGGAACUGCGAUGAAUUGACCCGGAGGUGUGAACGCUGCGUGGCACAAUUGAAUAAUGUAGUCGAUCGUACCCUGCCCAUCCUCAAUAAUGAGUGCAGAGUUAGGACUCGAAACACCUGGCGUUGGAGGAAUGUGGGGCGUUGUGAGCUCACCAGGCUGAACUGCUUGGGAUCUGAUCGACGCAUGAAUUGUAUUGAUAUUGCUGAACUCGCUGGGAUGGAUCGUGUUAGUGAAUAAAAUGUUUGCUUAUUGAUUUGUAAUAAAAACAGCAGAGAGCAUUGAAGUACCAACAUGAA
Molecule: messenger RNA, 433 nt
Organism: Drosophila yakuba
Lineage: Eukaryota; Metazoa; Arthropoda; Insecta; Diptera; Drosophilidae
Gene: Eig71Ed
Exons: 3
Coding region: 72-374 (100 amino acids)
Source: RefSeq, a predicted model, not a curated record